UGUUGGUCGAAACAAAAUUAUAUAUUUUAAAAAUAACAAAAGAACCAUGAGCAGUCAUAGCCAUCGAAAGAUGUCGGGUAUACGACCCAAUAAACCAAGAACAGAUGAAAUAGAAUUGACAGAACUUUUUUCCUCGCAAAUGGCCCAGUUAUGCCUUAAUGAAGACUAUUCCGAUGUCUGCUUUAUUGUAGAGAAUCAAAGGUUACCAGCCCAUCGAGUUAUGCUGGCUGCUCGUAGCGAAUAUUUUAGGGCCCUUUUGUAUGGUGGGCUUUCUGAAUCGACACAAAACGAAAUACAUCUUAAAGUACCGGUUGAAGCUUUUAAAUCUCUGCUGCGCUAUAUCUACUCGGGUCAUUUGUCAUUGGCCCAAAUGGAUGAGGAUAAUAUUUUGGAUACAUUGGGUUUGGCCAAUCAAUAUGGUCUAUCGGAAUUGGAAUUGUCAAUUUCGGAUUAUUUGCGCCAAUAUUUGGCUUUGGGAAACGUUUGCGCCAUUUUGGAUGCUGCACGCUUAUACAAUCUCGAGAAGUUGACAAAAGUUUGUUUGACCUUUAUGGAUCGCAAUGCAGCGGAUAUUUUGCAACAUGAGUCUUUCAAGAGUUUAUCAAAGGAAUCUUUGGAAGAAGUAUUACGCCGUGAUUCAUUUUUCGCCCCAGAGGUCCAAAUUUUUAUUGCGGUAUGGGAUUGGUGCAAACACAAUCCCAAUGUUGAUAUUAAGUCGGUGGUUUCAUUUGUUCGUUUACCGCUUAUGAACCUUGAAGAUCUGUUGCAUGUGGUCCGUCCAUCGGGUAUACUAAAUCCCGACAAACUUUUGGAUGCCAUCGAAGAACAAAACACAUCAAAAUAUUUACCCUAUCGUGCUGCCUUGUGGCCAGAGGAAAAUGUUGCAACAGCCAAAUUUGUAUCCCGAACCAUAUUGGGCGAAUGUCGCGGCGAAUUACUCAAUGGAGAUGUUACAUCUUAUGAUAUGGAAAAGGGUUAUACACGUCACUGCAUCUCCGAUACAAAUGAAACGGGCAUUGUUGUAGAACUUGGAACCAUUUGUAUUAUAAAUCACAUCAAGAUAUUACUAUGGGAUCGUGAUAAUCGUUCAUAUUCCUAUUUCAUUGAAGUUUCACCAAAUCAAACGCAGUGGGAUCGUGUUAUAGACUAUUCAAAAUAUCAUUGUCGUUCAUGGCAAUUUCUAUAUUUCCCAGCCCGGCCAGUGCGUUAUAUAAAAUUGGUUGGCACCUAUAACACAGUGAAUCGUCUCUUUCAUGUAGUGGCCUUGGAGGCUAUGUAUACAACAAAUAUGCCGAAAGUGAUUAAUGAUAUUGUGGCGCCAACGGCAAAUGUGGCUACCAUUGAAAUGAGUGCUGUGGUUGUGGAUGGUGUUAGUCGCACCCGAAAUGCUUUAAUUAAUGGCAAUUAUACAGAUUAUGAUUGGGAUUCUGGCUAUACUUGCCAUCAAUUAGAUAGUGGAGAGAUAUUAGUGAGAUUGGGUCAACCCUACAUCAUUGGCUCGAUGCGUUUGCUCUUGUGGGAUUGUGACGAUCGGACAUACAGUUUUUACAUUGAAACCUCAGUAAAUCAAAAAGAUUGGGUUAUGGUCGUCGAUAAACGCAAUGAACAUGCUAGAUCUUGGCAGAAUUUCUCCUUCAAUCCACUGCCCGUGGUAUUUAUACGUAUUGUUGGUACUCGUAAUACAGCCAAUGAAAUUUUCCAUUGUGUCCAUCUUGAGUGUCCCUCACAAGAUCCGAAUUUUUUAUUAGCCGAAAAAGAAAGGCAAAAAUUGUUGGCGGACAAAGCAAAAGAACAAUUGCGAGCGUUGAGUGACAAUCAAGCGAGUGGCAGUUCGGGUAGUAGAUCAUCUACACCGCGUAGAAGCGGCAGUAAUUUACGUGCAAUGCCACAACCGCCACAGCUGAGAGAAAUGGAAGAAAUGCAAGUUGGCGGUAUUGCUGCGGCUGGUGCGCAAAAUAAUAAUAUUUAA
This is a messenger RNA of Musca vetustissima, 1969 nucleotides long. It is a transcript of the gene BTBD9, whose product is annotated as BTB/POZ domain-containing protein 9. The record is from RefSeq and is a predicted model, not a curated record. Gene Ontology annotation, molecular function: protein binding. The transcript has 5 exons. Bases 47 to 1969 code for a protein of 640 amino acids. NCBI's taxonomy places the organism in Eukaryota, Metazoa, Arthropoda, Insecta, Diptera, Muscidae. Gene Ontology annotation, biological process: adult locomotory behavior; circadian behavior; modulation of chemical synaptic transmission.